Messenger RNA from Aphanomyces astaci, 1656 nucleotides. RefSeq lists its product as hypothetical. Gene Ontology annotation, cellular component: endosome. Gene Ontology annotation, molecular function: phosphatidylinositol binding. The coding region runs from base 61 to 1245 and encodes 394 amino acids. The transcript has 10 exons. The record is from RefSeq and is a predicted model, not a curated record. NCBI's taxonomy places the organism in Eukaryota, Oomycota, Saprolegniomycetes, Saprolegniales, Verrucalvaceae.
CGAUCGUGUCGUUAGGCAAAACAAUACUCCUGCAAACCCCGUAGGACUGUCGUCGUCGACAUGUUUAGCACCGCCGCCAAGGCCACGUCCGUGGAUGCAAUUGCUGCGUCCAUGAACACCAUGAAGAUUUGCCACGGCUCCAAGAUCAACAUGCAGGAACAUGAUAGUUGGUGCAAGCAAACCGUGCGCAACCCCAUCGUGAUUUCGGUGUCCGAGCCCGAAACCCGCGGCAGCUACAUCAAAAAGUACACGACGUACGCUGUGCGCCAAGACUCGUCUUCCGGGGUCCGUCGGCGCUUCAGUGACUUUUCGUGGCUACAUGCGACGUUGGCCGGUCGAUACGUGGGCAUGCUGAUUCCAUCGAUGCCAGAGAAAGUCGUGUACAAGUCGGACGCGUGCAUCCGGAGCCGCAUGCGCGGGCUGACCAUCUUCGUCAACCAGAUCAUGCGCUCGCCGUACCUUCGGCAGGACGCGGCGGUCGUCGGGUUUCUCGGCGUGGCCGACGACACUGAGUGGGACCAUGUUAAAAAGUCGUCCAGUGUGUUGGAGAACGCAGGGGUGGGCCAUCUGAAGUGGAUGCAAUGCUUGAUGGCGUCGGUGGUCCCCGACGACCCAGACAAAUUUCUCGUAGGCAUCAAGCGAGACGUUGAACAUGUCGAGAAGUGUUGUGCGGACUUGUCGACAAGCACCAAAAAAAUCGAAGAAAAGUGCUCGGCGUUGUCCAAAGACAUUUCCGAGCUGCAUUUGGUGUUUAAUCAAUGGAAGAACGUCGAAUUCAACGCCUGUGAUGACAAGCACACGGAGCUCAACGCAAUCUUGUCCACCACCACGACGACGAUGGCAGGGUGGCAUGACGUGCAGUACCACCAACCAGUGAUCCACGACCUCAUGCUGCACGAAGGCAUCAAGUACAUCGCCGCGCAAGUCCGGGAUUUUAAGGACAUUCUCAAGCAGCGCGACGCGGCACUGGCACAACACGACAAGGUGACCAAGCCCACGCCCGCCGUUGGAGUUUCGAAGACGCACUCGUACUUUCCUCGGUAUGUCGCCACUGAGCCGACUGCGGCCGACAUGGAAGCAUCGGCGUCUCGGCACGAACACAUCGCGUCGUGUAUCACGCGCGCGCUGUUCUUCUCGGAAGCCAAGCGCAUCAAGUCGCUGAAGGCGCAGUUGUUGCGGGACACGAUGGGGCCGUUUGCGUGUGCAGAGUACCACGUAGCAAAACGCGUGAGUAUUCUAUGUUAGUAGUAGACCUACUAAAGCCCCCUUGGGACCUACUAAUGAACUGGUGUUGGUAGAUGGCGACGGUGUGGGGCAACUUUAUGUCGGCCGCAGACAUUUCCCAGACAGUAUUAUUCGACUUCGUAUUCAUGAUGGAAGCGACUGAAGAUGAUGGUACUUAGGAAAUGCUCGCGGCGGCCAAGGGGGUGUUGGAUGCCGCCGAUGCCGCCGACCCUCACGACAAUCAAGUCGACGCUACUUCAUAAGCCGAUCGUGCGCGACUUCAUCAUACUCGGCAGGUUGUAUCCAGUUGUAGGCUGUACAUACUAGUACUGGAUCCUGCUGGCCAGCACUGUACUACUAGUACUUAGUAGGUAGUACUUGUAGUUAACCGUCAAACUUGCCCGUGUUGCAUACUACGUACAUACAUUCUCC